Molecule: messenger RNA, 1432 nt
Organism: Carya illinoinensis
Lineage: Eukaryota; Viridiplantae; Streptophyta; Magnoliopsida; Fagales; Juglandaceae
Product: signal recognition particle receptor subunit beta-like
Exons: 7
Coding region: 352-1173 (273 amino acids)
Biological process (GO): protein targeting to ER
Cellular component (GO): signal recognition particle receptor complex
Source: RefSeq, a predicted model, not a curated record
CUCUCUCUCUACCUUUCCCUCCAUUCUUCUGUCUUCAUUCUGGCGUAGCUUCCCUCAGUAGUCCUUCUCUACUUCGUCUCUCACGCAGGCCGCAGCCUGCCUCGCACAGACCCUCGGCCACAACUCACUCGCCGUGGAACCUCCCCUCACAGCCUUACGGCCUCACCUCACUCUCGCCGUCGAACCUCCCCUGCGCUGGCCUCUGAGCCUCUCAUCUUUCCCUGAGUCACGACUCACGCAGCCCCUCGCGCAGCCGGCAGCCCCUCUCUCACGUCUCUCUGUCUUCAAUUCCUCACGAUCUCAGAGUUUCACAAGUGCUGAGGAGGCGGAGAUUUAAUUGUGGAAGAAGCAAUGGCAGGAGCAGAGCAGUGGAAGAACCAUUUGGAGCAGUGGAAGAACCAACUGGAGCCGUGGAAGAAUCAACUAGAGCAAUGGUUGAACCAAGGGAUUGAAUACAUUCAGCAGAUUCCACCAACCCAGCUCUACGCUGCUCUCGCUGUCUUGUUAUUCACAACCCUUUUGCUCCUUUUGAUUCGGGUGUUAAAGCGCACGAAAUCUAAUACCAUCGUGCUAACUGGGCUCAGUGGCAGUGGGAAAACUGUUCUAUUCUAUCAGCUUCGGGAUGGCUCUUCCCAUGAGGGCACUGUUACAUCAAUGGAACCAAAUGAGGGCACUUUUGUGCUUCAUUCUGAAACAACAAAGAAGGGCAAAAUAAAACCUGUCCAUCUGGUUGAUGUUCCUGGGCAUUCUCGUCUUCGACUCAAACUGGAUGAGUUCUUGCCUCAAGCAGCAGGAAUAGUUUUUGUGGUGGAUGCUUUGGAAUUCUUACCAAACUGCCGUGCUGCUUCAGAGUACCUGUAUGAUAUCUUGACCAAGGCCAGUGUUGUAAAGAAGAAAAUUCCAGUACUCAUUCUCUGCAACAAAACUGACAAAGUGACUGCACAUACCAAGGAGUUUAUCAGGAAGCAGAUGGAGAAGGAAAUUGACAAAUUAAGGGCAUCAAGAAGUGCGAUAUCAGAAGCUGACAUUGCGAAUGACUUCACACUUGGGGUACCCGGAGAAGUGUUUUCUUUCUCUCAGUGCUCUAACAAAGUUACUGUUGCAGAAGCCUCUGGUUUGACUGGCGACAUAUCUCAGGUGGAAACUUUUCUCAGAGAAAACGUAAAGCCCUAGCCCGAUGUUCUCUCCCAUAUCUUGAAUUCGUGGUGUUUUUCGCCUGCCUGGAUAUUUGCCCCAUGUUACUGAACUAGAGAGAGAGAGAGAGAGAGAGAGAGAGAGAGAGAGAGAGAGAAGGGGGGGGGGGGGGGGGAAGAGGGAGAGAGAGAGAGGAGAUCUGAGACGUGUGAGUGGUAGUGAACUUUGAGAGGUUGACUCAGAGUGGAUGAGGAUAUCGUUCUUUAAUUAAAAGAUGUUUGAUUAAUUUAUUGAGCAA